ACCAGCAUGCAAACAUAAUGGAGUCCCAAAGUCCUUCUCUUCCUAUCUCUUUCUUCACCCUCUUCUCUCUCUCCUGGUUAGGCCGCCUACUCCUCAUACUCUACGGCACGUGGCACGACUCCACACAAGAGCUACAAUACACUGAUAUAGACUAUUGGGUCUUUUCAGACGCGUCUCUACACGUUAAAGAAGGCGGCUCUCCUUAUGACAGAGAUACCUACAGGUACACGCCAUUACUAUCUUGGUUACUACUACCUAAUCAUAGCUUAUCCAUACACUAUGGGAAAGUGUUAUUUAUAACAUUAGACGUGUUAGUAGCUUGGUGUAUUGAGAGGGUUCUUGCUAUGGAAGGAGUGAGUGAUAGAAAGAGGUUCUUUUCCUGUUUGGUUUGGUUGAUUGAUCCUGUGACAGCUGUCGUUUCAAGUCGUGGUAAUGCCGAGUCUUUGCUAGCACUGAUAAUGUUAUCAAGUCUCUAUAUGUUUGUAAAAGGAAGGGUUUUGUUUUCAGGGGUCCUGUACGGUCUCGCCGUUCACUUUAAAUUUUACCCCAUCAUUCAUUGCCUUGUCUUUUAUCUGGCUGUUGAUCGGACCCCUUGGAGUAGGGCCCGGGACAUAUCCAAAGUUUCAAAUGUUUAUAGGACCCCUGGGGAAAAAUCUCAUAAAAGAGGAAAACGUUUUAAAAUCAACUCGUCUUUUAGUGAAAAGGACCUGAGACGAAAUAAAAUUUCAAAUGUGGCCAAGACCUCUAACUCGAGUCAAGUUUCAAGCAAUGACAAGACCUCUUGGUUGGGGGCCUGGAACAUUAACAAAUUUACAAUACACUGGGGGUCGCUACUAAGUGUAAAAAGGAUCCAAUUUAUUUUUGCAAGCUCAGGAACGUUUUUAAUUUUAGGAUUAUUAUUUUACAAAUUGUAUGGCUGGGAUUUCAUUGAAGAGACAUACCUAUAUCACGUAAAAAGGACAGACAUUAAACACAACUUCUCUCUUUAUUUCUAUAUGUUGUUCGUGACUCAAGGAACAUGGCUUGCUUCUUUGUUGAGUAAAAUAGCUUUCAUUCCUCAAGUCAUUCUCCUCCUUAUCUCCUCCUUGUGGAAUCAUAAAGAUGUAUCGUUCUGUCUGUUUGUACAAACAUUUGUGUUUGUUACUUUUAAUAAAGUGGUAACGUCACAGUAUUUCCUUUGGUAUUUGUGUUACCUUCCAUUAAUAACUCCUCAUUCAACAUUAACACUAACUGAAGGAGCAAUAAUGACAGUACUAUGGCUAUUGGCACAGGGAUCUUGGCUGUUUCCAGCAUACCUACUUGAAUACAAAGGGUAUGACACAUACCUGUUCAUUUGGCUAGGAAGCUGUAUAUUCUUUUCUAUUAAUGUUUGGAUACUAUUGAGAAUAAUAAGAGCCCAUAGGUCACCAGCACUGAGGAAGUAUGAGAAAUAAGGAAUCAUUGUAAUUGUUAUUUCAACUGCAACAAUUCUAUUUUUAUAUUCAAAAAACAAUUUAAAGAAGAUUGAUAGUCUAA
This is a messenger RNA of Amphimedon queenslandica, 1515 nucleotides long. RefSeq names its product GPI mannosyltransferase 1-like. The transcript is spliced from 3 exons. NCBI's taxonomy places the organism in Eukaryota, Metazoa, Porifera, Demospongiae, Haplosclerida, Niphatidae. Bases 18 to 1433 code for a protein of 471 amino acids. The record is from RefSeq and is a predicted model, not a curated record. Gene Ontology annotation, cellular component: membrane; glycosylphosphatidylinositol-mannosyltransferase I complex. Gene Ontology annotation, molecular function: alpha-1,4-mannosyltransferase activity; GPI mannosyltransferase activity. Gene Ontology annotation, biological process: GPI anchor biosynthetic process.